AUGGCAAGACGAGCUGAUUGGGAUACUGAUGAUGGUUUUGAAGUAUUAAAUCGAACAUAUCCGAUUGAAAAUUUUGAAUUCAUUGAAAAUGAUACUUUCGAAAUUGUACCUUGUAAAAACGAAUCUUCAUCAUUAAUAAAUACGAAACCAAUUCAAUGUGUUACAGUUAUCGAUCAACCAAUCGAUAUUGAUGUUAAAACAUCAUUAGAAAAUUCUUCAAAAUUACCAACAAAUCAAAAUUACACACCAAUUCGAUAUGGUUCAGCGGCAAUAAUUCCUUAUAAUGAAGGAUUUGAUUUAAAAUCUAUUAUUAAUCGUAAUUCUAUCUCACCGGAUAAAUCAUCAAAUGAUUUACUGGCUUUUUUACAAAAUGACAAAACUACAAAACAAUCAUUUACAGACAAUCAUCUUCAACAAAUAAUUAAUGAUAAUAAUUAUGAACGUCAAAGUCUUGUUCAUAUAGCUAAACAAGCACAACAAGAUUUUGUUAAUGCAAUUCAUCUUGAUUGA
Molecule: messenger RNA, 510 nt
Organism: Adineta steineri
Lineage: Eukaryota; Metazoa; Rotifera; Eurotatoria; Adinetida; Adinetidae
Source: the annotation of a GenBank genome assembly